ACUUACGAAUGGCUCGACUCCCUCCCAUCCACGUAUCCGGACAUCGUUUCCCUGGAGACCAUCGGAUCCUCUUGGCAAGGCAGGGAUCUCAAGCUUAUCCGAUUCAACAAGGACUGGGGAAUUCCAAAAACGGCAGCCUUCAUCGUUGCGAACAUGCACGCUCGGGAACGGAUCACGUCGGCCACUCUCACUUGGAUCAUGAACGAGCUCCUCGCGAAUCCAGUCUACGAGAGAAUCCUCAACGAAUACGACCUCCACUUCCUCCCCAUCGCCAACCCUGACGGCUUGGAACGCAGUCAAACGACCGAUCGGAUGUGGCGGAAGACGAUGAGCGACCACGACCCCGAAGACGGGUGCAUCGGAGUCGAUCCGGAGCAAAACUUCGACUUCCAUUGGAGCGACAGCGGGCCUUGUUCAUCCGGGCCAGCGCCAUUCAGCGAAUCGGAGACGAGGGCAAUCGCCGAUUACGUGCUGGAGAACAUGCCCCAACUGGACUUCAAGCUCUAUCUCAACAUCCAUUCCUUCUCCCAGUUCGUUCUCUUCCCCUGGGGGUACACAGCCACGCAUCCGGACGACUACGACGAUCUCGUGAGCCUCUCUCUUUCUCCUAUUCAUUGCGUUGAACAUCACAGAGGUCAUUGCUUGGAAGUGGCACGCAUAACCGAGAGCGCCCUCGAGGAAAGAUACGGCACGCAAUACGAAUCGGGAACUUACACGGACCUCCUCUACAGAAUCUUGGGUACUUCGACGGACUGGAUGAAAGGGGUGGCCGGUAUCAAGUAUUCCUAUCAGUAUGAGCUGAGAGACACGGGAGAAUUCGCAUUCCUCCUUCCGCCCGAUCAGAUCGUUCCUUCCGGGGAAGAAACCCUGGACGGCUUGGUCGCCUUGCUCGAUGCCGUCAGGGAGCGAUCCCGUGAAAAUGCCCUGUGACAGAAUUGAAUAAAGCGUCCGUGGAGAAAUUGAUGGUGGGAAUAUCUUCGUUGAUUUUUUGAUAAUGUCUCUAUGUCGUAUUAUGGGAAUAUAAAUUGGUGGGGCCGAAC
Molecule: messenger RNA, 1040 nt
Organism: Darwinula stevensoni
Lineage: Eukaryota; Metazoa; Arthropoda; Ostracoda; Podocopida; Darwinulidae
Source: the annotation of a GenBank genome assembly